CGCCCCAGCGAGCAUCUUUGCGUUGACGUUGGAUUACACCGCGGAGGUCAGUGUGCCGAAGAUGCAGGAAACAGAUGAUGCUGACCGUGUCGUUCAUGAAUACGCGACAUUUUACAUGGACAGUGUGCCUCCGCUACCCUGUCAUGUGCGCCCUCCGUCCGGCGUGGCUGUGCGUGCUGCUCGGGCUCUUGCCUUUGGAGAUCCAGUCCCAAGCGCUGACUCCGCAGAGAAGUCACAGACACAGGCUGAGUUUUCCCAGAACCUCUAAAUUCCCAAAGUCCUUUCACCCCAGCAUCAUGCCGACUGUGUCUGAUCUCUCUGUCGCUGCUCACAACCAAAUUACAGAGGAAGACGGACAGAUCAUCUGGAGGGCCUUGCUCCCGCACAAAGAGCCCCCGCCAAAGCUCUUUGACCCGUUGGUCGACCAAAGCCACAACGUGCUACCAGAGGCGCCAGUCUGGCAGCGCGGGUCACGGGGUCGUCGCCAUGCUGGUAGAGGCAGGGGCCACCCCCACCUGAUGAGGGUGGGGUGCGUCCUAGGCACCUGUCAGGUUCAGAACCUCAGCCACCGUCUGUACCAGCUGAUUGGACAGAGUGGGAGGGAAGACUCUUCCCCAAUUAAUCCCCGCAGUCCUCACAGCUACGGAUAAGGCCACACCCACCAACCCACACUCAAGACAACUUCAUCAACACCUGCUGGCAAAUUACCCAGGUCCACUGUUACACUAACUAUAUGUUCAGACUCAAAAAUAUUGCUACUGCUGUCAUUCCUUAACAGAGCAGUUGUGGGUUUUUUACACCUUGGGUCUUAUUUUUAUAGUUUUGACUAAAACUGUCAUCGGUAAUAAGAACACGGUACUCACAGAGUAAACUGUUGAACGCUUUGAAUGAGGCAACAUCAUGAAAAAGACAACAGCAAAGACUAAGGCUACGUUCACACUGCAGGUCUUAAUGCUCAAUUCCGAUUUUUUGAUCAAAUCCGAUUUUUUUGUCUGCUUGUUCACACUACAAAUAAAAUGUGACAGCAAACGCGCUCUAGUGUGAACCCUCAAAGCGGCCCGCAUGCGCAAAAGAAGACAUCACACACAACGCGCUCUGAUUAGACCCGGAGGAAACAGUAUUGUUUGACUCAUGGCCGUUAAUAUAAAGACUCGUUUCGGACUUUACAUUUCCCAAUUUUGCUUUAAGUUAUAAAGUUGUUUUGUUAUUUACAUAUGGCCUAAUAAUUAUCCUUAUUGCUGUUUUAAAGGAGCGGUGCUUCAAAGGAUAGUUGCAGAUU
Oreochromis niloticus (Nile tilapia) is the source of this 1279-nucleotide messenger RNA. RefSeq names its product adrenomedullin 2b (gene adm2b). Gene Ontology annotation, cellular component: extracellular region. The record is from RefSeq and is a predicted model, not a curated record. Lineage: Eukaryota; Metazoa; Chordata; Actinopteri; Cichliformes; Cichlidae. Gene Ontology annotation, biological process: positive regulation of heart rate; regulation of systemic arterial blood pressure; adenylate cyclase-activating G protein-coupled receptor signaling pathway. Gene Ontology annotation, molecular function: hormone activity. The transcript has 3 exons. Bases 75 to 650 code for a protein of 191 amino acids.